Messenger RNA from Darwinula stevensoni, 2970 nucleotides. NCBI's taxonomy places the organism in Eukaryota, Metazoa, Arthropoda, Ostracoda, Podocopida, Darwinulidae. The record is from the annotation of a GenBank genome assembly.
AUGUACUGCAGCAAUUGUUCUCGUCGGGGCCAUGCUUAUUAUGAAUGUCGCUUCCCACUGGAGUCGAGGCAUGAUGCUCACUACCCCUUCCCAAUCAGUUAUGAUGAUCCUGUCUCUGACUUCCACCACCUGGGUAUUGAGAUUCCUCGUGCGAUCAAUCAAGAACCCCUGCAUGGAAGAAAUGCAAAGUGUGUCCAAUCUGUAGUUAACAUUAAUUCAUGGGAGGUGGGCAAAGUCAUUGGUAGGGCAGGGACAACAAUAAGAAAAAUUGCUGCCUUGUCAGGAGCCCGUGUUUGGGUGAAACAGAAGGAUGGGAUAGCCAAGGUAAAUAUCUCUGGAAAAGCAGAUGCAGUGGAAGCAGCAGAGAAGGUCAUUACGGCCCUCUUGGGACACAAGAAAGGUGGAGAGGAACCAAGAUCAGACUUAGAGGAAUUGGAUGAUGAUGCCUUUUCACCUGUCACAUUCUCUGGGAACAACAGGAAGGGUGACCUCACAGUACCUGACAUAGCAGCCAGCCCAAUCCCUAGUGAAAGUGUAGCAGUGGGAGAAAUCGAGGACAAGGGUACCAAGAAAGCUGGUGGGAGGAAGAGAAAGCGGGAGGUUCAAGCUGAAGGUGAUGAUCGUAAUCAAGAUUUUCGAUUACUUGUGCAUAUCAAGGCAAACAGAGAAGAAUCAGAGCAUCAAUUCAAAGUCAAUGAUGGUGGUGAUGGAACUGUCCAAUUGCCAGAAAAUCCCAAGAAGAGGAAGGAAGAGUUUCUGAAUUUGGAUCUGGCAGAACAAGACAUAAACUAUGAUCUGCAACCACCAAAUCUUCACAGCCAGAAGAGGCAGAGAGAUUAUUCACCCAAUAUUCAAGUGCAGCCAGCAAAUGCUGGUAACAACACAAUAUUGCCAGCAUCUCAGUUGACAACCGACACUUUUCAGGCCAACAUAACAGACAGAGUGGGUCUGAUCAGAUCAAUUGCUAAAAAAUUAGGCAUAGGCUUGGAAACGUCCCAUGUGAAAAUGAUCGAAGAUGUGGUUGCUGCUCUCCCGAUGACUGCCAAGGCCUUAGCAGUGCAUAUUCAAGGCCAUCUUGAGUCAUUGAAGCAACCCGUCUCAUGGAAUUGGCUACGCAUUCGGAAGUAUGCCGCAAAGCCAAAGUUAACCCAGCUGAAAUGCAUAUCCAAGCGAGAAAAUGUGAUUGCGUUGAUCAAUCGCACCACCUUUGGCAUGAUGGAUUUUUGUAAAGUACGUUCAGCAUUGGAGAAAUGCCAUAAACUUCUGGUUAAAACAAAAGGUGCAGCUCCAGAUGAUGUACGGGUGAAUGUUGCCGUGCUUCAAGGACUCAUCUUCAGUAAUUUUGCCUCUGAUUUCAUCCCUCGUCGGCUCCGCAAGAUGGAUCCAUCUUUGCAGCUGCUGCCAUGCUGCAAUCCUUGUGAGGAAUUUUAUAUUCAGAAUCAAACAAACUUCAGCGACAACUUUUUCAGGAAGUACCGUCAAAAUAUGACCAAGGCCAAGAUUCAUGGGUCCAAAGUCAUGGCUGCACUCGAUGCCGAUCGGGAUCCAUUCAAAGUGGAAUACGUGAGCCGCAUGGAGGAGAUUCGAGACCGCAUGAUCUCUCUUGGACUUCACCUCCAAUCCCAAUUCAUCCCCUACACUGACUGGGAAAGUGACAUGAAGUUGGUCAAUUGGGUCACUCUCGGGCUCUUGGACAUGGAUGGAGAUGUGUUUGUUCUCAAACGUUCGCUUCGUUCAAAGGCGAAGAAGAAGAAGAAGAACAGCUGCAACCAGAGGGUAAUCAGAACCAUGGGUAUCGUCCUAGGACGCAUCUCAAAUCAUGAAUACACUAUUGAAGCGUAUAAUAGAGUCUGUGCAUACCUCUGUGAGGUGGCUGAAGCCCAGAAUGUGAACUCCAUCCAGUGUCAAGUGCCUCAAAGUAAACCAGAUACAUCCAGGAUGCAUGCCAAGUCAUUGACCCAAAAAGGCGCAGCGGCAGAGGGCAAUGAUUCAAAAUAUGAGAAGAAACAUUCUGGAGACUUUCCACGUGGUGUGGUGAAGAAAAUAUCAAGAGAUUGUACAUUCAUCACCGGCAAUGAAAACGCUUCUGGCAGUACAACGAAAUCUGAUGGGCAGCCUUUGCCUAAGAAGUUGAAGACCAUCAAAGAUCCUUGGUUUACGCUCCACCGGAAGAUUGCUGCCCCCAUUUACAAGGUGCACCAUGCUUCAACUGGGUCUGCACUUGCACUGGAAAUCAGAGUCUUUCUUCAGCUCCUUGAGUCAGGAAUGAAUCUAAAUGAUUUAUCUCGCUUGCUGGCCAUUGAUCGUCGGUUGGCCAGCCUUUUGCCUCGUCGUGAGGCUAUGUCUAAACUGGUGAAAGCCGACAAGACAUUGCAGAGCGACAUUGCCUUGAUCAACAGGAUAUCGUAUGGCGUGUUGGAUCUUCAAGGUGAUCGAAGCCAACUGGACCGCUUGCAGAAGAAACUUGAUGAGGUUGAAGGUCCAAUUAGAUCUGAUGACCUGGUCCAGUUCACCAUUAGCAUGGCUCGCAUCAGUGAUGGCCGGCACUAUGAGGACCUUUCUGAGCGGCUGAAUCACUGCAUAAAUGUCAUCAGGAGCACAGUCAUCCCCGAGAAGUUUGCUACUGAUGGGAGCUUACGGCUGAACCUCCCAGACCUCUUGACUUGCUCUCCCAACGAGUAUCUCGAGUAUGCAACAGUAUCCGAGAAGACAUUCUGGUCUCAGCAUAUAAGCUCCAAAGGCGCUUGGGCCAAGAUUAGCGAGUUCUUUCAGCUCGGUUACAUCAUCCUCACGAAGCAACAGAAGACGUGCCUUGGAGUCAUCCUCAAAGGCAAGAGAUUGAACCUACAGGGGCGUAUCUGGGCCGGAGCUGCUUUGUGUUCUAUCAUCGGAAAGGACAGAUUCAUCGAGUUCAAAAACUUUGUCAACGGAAAGGGCCAGGAGGCACGCGUGAAAGGUCGCAAACGGUAA